Miscanthus lutarioriparius is the source of this 864-nucleotide messenger RNA. The record is from the annotation of a GenBank genome assembly. Lineage: Eukaryota; Viridiplantae; Streptophyta; Magnoliopsida; Poales; Poaceae.
AUGGACGCGGGCGAGGUGCGGCACUGGAACGCGGACGUCAACGGCGUCUCGAUCCACGUCGCUGAGCGGGGCCCCGAGGAUGGGCCGGCGGUGCUCCUCCUCCACGGCUUCCCGGAGCUCUGGCUCUCGUGGCGCCACCAGAUGGCCGCGCUCGCAGCCCGCGGGUUCCGCGCCCUGGCCCCCGACCUCCGUGGCUACGGCGACUCCUCCGCGCCGUCCGACCCCGCCGCCUACUCCAUCUUCCACAUCGUCGGCGACGUCAUCGCGCUCCUUGACCACCUCCAACUCACAAAGGUGUUCGUGGUGGGGCACGACUGGGGCGCGCAGGUGGCGUGGCACCUCUGCCUGUUCCGGCCGGACCGGGAGCCUGGAAGAGCUGAAAGCGCAUUUGCUCGUUAUGAUGUUGCGACUGUCCUAAAAAAGUUCUAUUCCAUUCAAAUAGAUGAUCUCAGUGCUCCUCCUGGAGUGGAGAUCAUAGACUUUCUCGAGGCAUCUCCAUCACCACUUCCUUGGAUCAGUGAGGAAGAUCUGGGCCAGUAUGCUGAAAAGUUUCAGAAGUCUGGGUUCACUGGACCCCUCAACUACUACCGCAUGGCGGAGACGAAUUGGAGACUUCUUGCACCCUGGAACGAAGCCAAGAUUACAGUGCCUGUGAAGUUCAUAGCUGGUGAUAAGGACAUCGGUGUCCAGUCCUUUGGGAUUGAGAAGUACAUCAAGAGCGGGACAUUCAAGUCCAUUGUUCCAGAUCUUGAAGUCACUAUCAUUGAAGGUCACCAUUUUCUCCAGCAAGAGCAGGCCGAGAGGGUGAAUUCGGAGAUAAUUUCCUACCUCGUCAAGUUUACUAGCCAGGAGCCAUCAUCUUGA